Molecule: messenger RNA, 1563 nt
Organism: Manis pentadactyla (Chinese pangolin)
Lineage: Eukaryota; Metazoa; Chordata; Mammalia; Pholidota; Manidae
Gene: RSRP1
Product: arginine and serine rich protein 1
Exons: 4
Coding region: 264-887 (207 amino acids)
Source: RefSeq, a predicted model, not a curated record
CCAACGUCUCUGCGCACGCGCCACAAGCCAGCUUCUAGUACUUUCGACCUGUUUGCAAAAUUCCCGCUUAGUUCGCCCCCGGACGUUGGGGCGGAUGGCUGGUCACUCAUCUAGAGCUGCUUUAAGAAGUUCCUCGUCGUCCUCCUCCUGGGAGGAACGUGUCCGUCGGGACUUUCUGCGUCUUAAGUGAGGGGUUGGCGGCCUGUGGAACUACACUUGGGGAAGAGACUUUGAAGCAAAGAGAGCUGACAGCCGCAGGCGUCAUGUCCAGUUACGUGAACUUGUGGCCGGGCUCGCCGCAGGAGGAUUCCCUCUCGACGACCCGGUCGGGCCAGUCCAGCCGACUGUCCUCGGCCUCCAGGAGCCGCUCGUCUUCCGGAAGCGGCUCGCGGUCCCCCUCCCGCGGCUCGAGUCGGUGGUCGUCCCGGAGGAGGAGCAGGUCGCGUUCCAGAAGGCGCCACCAGAGGACGUACAGGCGCUCCUCACGGUCCUACUCGCGGAGCCGCGGCUCCUCCAGGAGGUUCUCUCGGUCUCCUUCGCGGUACCGAUCCCGCAGCCGGUUCCGAUCUCGGGCAAGGUCGUACUACCGAAGUGCCUACGCGAUCACCCCGGGGCGCCGGCACUACGGCUUUGGUCGCACGGUGCACCCGGAGGAACACAGAAGUUGGAGGCGGAGAGCCAGGACGAGGUCGCGAAGCCGAACCCCCUUUCGGUUAAGUGAAAAAGAUCGAAUGGAGCUGUUAGAAAUAGCAAAAGCCAAUGCCGCAAAAGCUUUAGGAACAGCUCACCUUCAUUUGCCAGCUAGUCUCAGAACUGUUUAUGUACCUAAAGAAACAAACCGUGGUACAACUCUACCAAAUAAUGGUGCAAAGUUUGAGAUGUUUUGAGAGAUUACAGAAGAAGAGGCCUACUUCACUUGUAGAUAAGUUUAUUAUAAUUCUCCAGAAAUGUGCAGGAUGUGCAUUGGCAAAUUGCACUGGGCUUUUAAUUAUGAUAAAUCCAAAGCAUAAAGGUCUUAAAGAUUCAAGGUAGUCAGGAAUUGAUAGAUUCAGUUAACACAGGAAAUAAGUGUUAAUCAAGGUGAAUCUACCAUUUGGACCCAGAUAUGGGUUUGCUAAAUAUUAGUAGUAGACAGAUAAGAUCUUAGUUGCUUUUUCAGACGAUUGUGUGCCCAAAGGGCAAAUGCCUUAGUUGUUUGAAACUAGGUAUUUUCUGGUAUGACUUCACUUUCAAAGUUAUCUUGAAUUUGCAUCAGGGGAAUACAAUUCUGCUUUAUGGGAAAGAGUGUCUUAAGCCAGUGAUUGGAUCAGUUUUGUUACCCAGGAAACUAACAAGUACCAUGUUGUUGAGGCUGUUGGUUAGAUCCAACUUGAUUUAUAUUUCUAAUUAAAUUUAUAUACAGUUGGGCUGCUUUUUAUAUGGUAUUGUAAACCAAGGGUAAUGGUCUGUAAAAAAUACACUUUUCUCUUGCCUGUCUAGCUUUUGGAAAAGCUAACAGAAGAUGGAACUAAAUAUCUCAAGGAAAAAUCUUCCCAGCAAAAAAACAUAGCUUUUAGCUCUAAU